AUGUCUUCCUCAAAAAAAGAAUGGACAAUUGACGAAACACACAGACUAAUCUCUGCUUAUGAAAACAAUCCUUGCUUAUGGAAUCCUAAAGAUAUAAAAUAUAAAUAUAAACUAGCUCGGGGAGAAGCUGUUCGCCAAUUAGCUGUGUCAUUCAACACUAGUGAAGGUGAAAUACAAAGAAAAUUACACGGUUUAAGAAACCAACAUGCUGGCGAAACUAUGAAAGAAAAAAUAACUAGAACAGGCCAAGGAGCAGACGAAAUGUACAAAAGUAAAUGGAUAUAUUUCGAAUCGUUGAAAUUUUUAUCUACUGAAGGCAACGUUGGUAGAAAAACUGUAGGCAAUUUAGCUCAGUGUAGUCAACAAAAUCGAGAAGAAAAUAAAGACGAAUAUAAUAUUACAUUAAAUGAUACAUCAACUAGUAAUGAGCCAACUGCAUCAAUGACUUUUGGUACCAAAAGUAAUAAAAAGAAGAAAUUUUCGUCUGAAAAUUUACUGGGAAAAGCUUUUUCGGUUUUGUCCGAAAACGAAGACGAUCUUGACGUGUUUGGAAAAUUUGUAACGUCCGAGUUAAGAGGACUUCAAGCUGAGCAUUUAAAAAAAAAAGCUAAACGUCAAAUCCAAAGAAUUCUGUUGGACAUCGCAGAGGAAGAUGACUCAAAUAUGUCAACCACAAGUUUCAUUCCUGUUCCUUCGACUUCAUUCUCAAGCGUGAGUUCAAAUAGCAGUUACAAUACAAUAUCUACGUAUAAUAACAACCCGGAUUAUAACUAUAUUGUAAACCAAGCUGUAACAGACAUUCCAAACAUGCCAAAUAGUUUUAAUACUGAUAUUUAA
This is a messenger RNA of Aphis gossypii (cotton aphid), 837 nucleotides long. RefSeq lists its product as uncharacterized. The record is from RefSeq and is a predicted model, not a curated record. The transcript has 2 exons. The coding region runs from base 1 to 837 and encodes 278 amino acids. Lineage: Eukaryota; Metazoa; Arthropoda; Insecta; Hemiptera; Aphididae.